AUGGCAAGAUCGUGGAUUUUGUCAAUCAUUGCUUUCAUCGGCAUCCUGGGCAAAGCUGCUGCGCUUCCCCAGGGCUACAGCGAUUUGCCCACGGUCGAUUUGAAGCCUCUGCUAAUUGACCCAAUUCGUAAAUGGUCCUCCAACACAACCGUUUCAUUCCCUGAUUCGCCUGCUUUUGAGGCUUCUACGGAGCGCUGGACAAUCGCCGACCCGCCCACCUACGUGGCUGCUAUACGGCCCGGCACAGAAGAAGAUAUCAGCAAAGUAAUCAAUCUUGCCAAGUCCAGGAGAUUCCCAUUCUUGGCUCGUGGAGCUGGCCAUGGCUAUUCUGCCAGCCUUUCAAAGUUUCAGCACGGCUUAUCACUGGACCUGAGCCAAUGGAAGUCUCUGAAGAUUGACAAAAAGGCCCAGACGCUCACCGUGGGACCUGGUGUUACCUUUGCUGAAAUCUUCGACCCUCUGUUCAACGCCGGAUUCUAUAUUCAAACCGGCAGCUGCUCAUGUCCCUCCAUGAUUGGCGUUACCAUCGGCGGUGGCAUUGGAAGAUUAAUGGGGAAAUACGGCCUCUUGAUGGACGCUCUUCAGUCUGUCCGCAUGGUGGGAGCCGACGGCAAGGUGAAAACCGUCUCGGCAACUUCUCACCAUGAUCUGUGGUGGGGAGUCCUCGGUGCCGGAGCCAACUUUGGUGUCAUUACGUCGGCUACGUACAAGGUCCAUCCAUUGGUCAACAAUGGCGAUGUUUUCCUUGCCGACUUCUUUCUCCCUGCGUCGAGGAGUCGGGAGUACUUUGAUAUGGUAGAGACCCAUUACAGCAAUGCCUCUGCCAAUGUGGCUCAGAUUGUGAUUGGCAGCUGGAACAGAACGACCAACUCGGUUCAGGUUGGUGGCAACUGGGUUUAUUAUGGACCCGAGGAAGAGGCUCGCAAGGAACUGGCCCCGGUAUUCAACCUCAAUGCGACAUCAGUUACGAGAGUGGUCAAAUGGAACCAAAUCAUCGACCGGUCGGGUGGCGGCUUUGACAAGUUUGUCUGCCAGCCAAAUCAGCCGCGGUCUCUCUUCAGUCUGAACCAGAAGAUUUACUCGGCCGAUGGCUACCAGCGAGGCUUCAAGAAGAUUGAGCAGUACUUCCAUGACUACCCUGGCGGGCGAGAUACGACUCUGGUCUAUGAGAUCUUUCCCAACCAGGCAGUCGCUGCUGUACCGGAUGAUUCGACAGCGUUCCCGUGGAGAGAUUUCAAGGGCUUCAUCCAAACGAACUUUGCUUGGGCGGCUGGAGAUGAAGUCACAGCAAAAGCUUCGAACAGACUUGGGGAAGAGCUGCGCAAUGACUUCGCUGCCACGUCUGGAUACUCUGAACAGACUAUUUUUGUGAACUACGCGCGCGGAGAUGAGUCCAUCGAGAACAUUUACGGCAAGCGAAAGCUACCUCGUCUGGCGAAGCUGAAGAAGAAGUAUGACCCGUCGAAUCUCUUUGCUUACAACCAUCCUCUUCCAACACAGUAUCCCUGAGAUUU
Trichoderma citrinoviride is the source of this 1514-nucleotide messenger RNA. Its product is annotated as FAD-binding domain-containing protein. The transcript has 6 exons. Bases 1 to 1509 code for a protein of 502 amino acids. NCBI's taxonomy places the organism in Eukaryota, Fungi, Ascomycota, Sordariomycetes, Hypocreales, Hypocreaceae. Gene Ontology annotation, molecular function: oxidoreductase activity; FAD binding. The record is from RefSeq and is a predicted model, not a curated record.